ACAUUUGGAUCAAUAAACUGUACAAGUUGCCAAACGUAUGCAUCUCCUAGCCUAUCGGCGGACUAAUUAGUAUGUUUACUGCCACUAGAAGAGUUAGGCCUAUUGAAUUACUGUAAGAAGACAGUUCUACUGUAUAUCGGUUUUUACAGUUCUGAUAAGCUAAACAUUUAAGGACUCCACUCCACGGCAAAGAAAUGACAAGGGCGCUCUGUGUACUCUUGUGUCUCAGCAUGGCAUUUAUGACGUGCCAAGGGAAAAACUCCAGUGGCGAAGACCCCUGUGACUUCAUAAUUGUUGGUGCUGGUACGACUAGUUUAUCUCUAGCAGGAAAAUUAGCCGAAGUACCUCACUGGAAGAUAUGUGUUUUUGAACGAGGACCAGAGGAAUAUGGAAUGAGCGAGUGGUACACGGGCUCGUAUAAAUUUACAACUCCUCACGAUCCAUUUUGGCUGACACAACCGGCUUUAGGUACCAACAUAGGGUCGUCUUCAAAACCGUAUAAUAAGAUAAAGGAUGCUCGGCAUAUCUACAUCCCCCGGUUCCGGGGACGCGGAGGAACCUCUCGUGUAUACGGAGCUAUAGCCAGAAGAGCAAGUCCUGCGGUGCUUAACUUAUGGCCAGACGGCUGGAAGCACGACCAAUUUUCAAAGUAUUACAAGCAAAUAGAAGAUCAUUACUGUCACUACGACUCUGUGGAAGCCACCGGAAUAUCUCCAGAAGAUUGUGAGGAAUGGCAUGGCAAAGGAGGUGCAAUGCAGCUAAACAGUCAGAUUGAAGAAGCAUUCAGAAAAUUUCCCAGAGAAAUGAAAUACUUAUGUGAGGAUGAAACAAAACCAUGGAAAGGAUACGCAGCUGACUACAACGGCCCAAAGGAAGACAGAAUAAGCUGCAGUGUAUUUCAACAAUACAAGCUGCGAAUAGAAAACAAACACCCGACUGAGGCAGCCCGUCGCAACCGCACGUCCAAGACAGGUCGUGGAAGCAGCUACACGGGUUAUUACCAGUACACUGAAAAUAAGCCAUAUAUGUAUACCUCUUCCACAGUAACUAAGAUCUUGUUUGAGAAUGGUAAAGCUGUUGGCGUUGCAUAUCUUGAUGUAAACACGAAUUCAGUUCGUACACGACUUGCCAAGAAAGAGGUGAUUGUAGGUGCUGGCUCAUUUGAUACACCUCAUUUAUUACAAGUAAGUGGGGUAGGUCCAAGGGAUUUGCUGAAGAAGAUCGGUGUAGAUGAAGUUGCUGACAAUCAACAUGUGGGUCAACACUUAUGGGAUCAUAUAUCAGUGCCGUAUGUACUCAAACUUAGGAGUGAUUCUGAUUCGUUUUGCUGCAUGACUAACGAAACUGAUGUGCCAACCGUUAACAUCGAUGGCACAAUACAUAAAACAGAAGACCUCGAUAGAAUCAACGGACCAUUUUCUUGGAUCAUUCAUUACAGAUCGAACAUUGAACGAACGCCGCAGGAAAUGAGUGACAUACAGCUCUAUGUAAUGGGUAACUCCAAGCUGUUUGACGAGGUAGGCCCAUUGUGUACCUCUGACACUCCUCAUUCCGGUCAAAAUGAGUACAGUUAUCAGGGUGAGUUUCUUCAAGAGGAAAACACUAAUGACGACAGCCCUAACGAAGGUACCAUUCGUAUUAUUGACCAGUGGCCAGAAUACCGUGGUUCUAUUAAUGCUACUACACCAAAUAUAUUUGAUAAACCUCGUCUAGAGUAUGGCUGGAACUACACUCUAAAUGGCGAACCUUCACCUGAAUUUCAGAAAGUGUCACAGUUAGUUCGAGAUCAGGUGAGGCUUCUACGGGACAUGUUCUUUGGUGAGAAUGUCAGACCUAGCUUAGGUGAACUGGUCUUAGAUGAAGUUACACCAGGACUGAAUUUGAAAACAGAUGAAGAGUUAGAUGCCUGGAUGAGAGGUAUGCUUGUUUCAGCGUUGCAUCCAGUAGGUACAUGCAAAAUGCCAGAAUGUGUAGAUGAGUUUUUACAGGUUAGAGGUGUUUCCAAUUUAAGGGUUUGUGAUGCUUCAGCGUUUGCUACACAAAUCGAUGGUAAUCCAUCCGCUACACUCUUUGCUAUGGCUGAAAAACUGGCUGAAAUGCUUAAAUUUCAACAUCUCAAGUAUAUAAACGUAGCAGUCAGAAAUGAAUUAUCAAUCUCAGUUCAUGAAGACAUCCCGAUGAUCCCUAGUACUGCCAUAAAAGAGAUGAUUCAGUCAACCACUAAGUGCAUUGAUACUACAGUUUCGGUUAAGUGGCAGCCAACAGGUAAAGGGUCAUCUGCUAUAAUCAUCAAUGUGUCUCUGAUAUGUAGUGAGAGAUUCAACGAACGCGAUAUUGCAGACCAAGUAGCUGAAAAGACACUUAGUUUAAUUGCUGAUGGAUGUGGUGUACAAGACUAUCCGCCAUUUGACAGAGCAGAAGCUACUCUACCAUCAGAUAGACCGACACCAAAACAUAGAGCAUCACCCUAUGUCUUUAUUGUAUGGUGCCAGUCCUUCAAAAAUGUAUCGCCAGACAAAUUGUGGGAAAAUGCCGGUAAGUGGAAUGGAGAUAAUGGCAGGCAGCCAGGCUCAACCAACCGAUUUAAACUCAACUGUCAGCCUGAGGCAACUUCAAUACUAAAGUAUGUGAAUGACACCGCUAGAGAACUGAUUUAUGUGGAACCAGAAUUGCCCUUGCCAGUAACCAACUAUAUUUCAACAAAAAAAGUUGUCACCAGAGAAUCUGGUAGUUCAUCUGUCUUUUUUCGAACUGGAUCGAUGAUUUCAGAUUCUGAUGAAAGCUGGUACGAUGUAGCCUCAUACUUACUUGAAGAUGUGUACCAAAGCUCUGGCCGCCGAUUAUCUCGACAAUAUCCCCCACUCAGUAAUCAAGUAGGUUGGUGGACUGAACUAUCAGAUGGACUUUUAUAUUAUGAAACGACAGGAAUUCGUACAAAUGAACAGGUAGCUUCGUUCGACCUUGAUGGCACUAUUAUCAAAACCAAGAGUGGUAAUACAUUCCCAGAAGACGAAAAUGACUGGAUCUUUACAUCUUCUAAUGUCAAAUCCAUUAUUCAACUAAAUAACAAAGACCACAUCAACAACGUAAUCAUGAGCAAUCAGAAUGGCAUUGGUACCGGCUCCCAGGAUAAGGAAGAAUGGAUGGAUAAAAUCGAGAAAAUCACCGCGGAACUCGGAGUUCCUAUGUAUGUGCUGGCUGCUACGGAGAAGAACAAGUAUCGCAAACCUAAUGUGGGAAUGUGGGACUAUUAUAGCUGCACCUUGAAUCAGUUUAAAACAAUCGACAAAGAUAAGUCUAUAUAUGUAGGUGAUGCUGCUGGGCGACCUGAUGAUUUCAGUGACAGCGAUAAGAAGUUCGCAGAGAACAUUGGCAUUGCAUUCAAAAAUAAUGAUGAAUAUUUUGAGCCAGGCAAUGGUCACAGUGAACUGUAAAUGUAUUUUGCUUACAUGUUCUAAUUGUAUUAGUAAUAGUUCUUUUUGCACCAUUGUUUUAGUAUGAACAUAAUUAUAACACUGUUCUAGCUUCGGUUGAUAUCGUAUUCUUAGAUUCGCUUGUUUGAUUCGCUUGCAGGGUACACCACACUAUAGUAUUUUCCAAAAGAAUCAUACAUGUAAUUUUAGUAUUGUCACAGAUGAUAUUUGUAUAAAAGUCAGCAAAUCAAUCUCAUAGAUAAGCUACCGUAAUUUUCACAUAGGCUAAUGAAAGGUGCAUGAGAAACUAUUAGCUGACCAUACAAUGAAACUUUUCAAUUCUAUAAAAAUGUAGCACGUCAUAAUAGACUGGCUACGCCAACAGCCUAAUUAAUUUAUUUAAAAAAAAGCAAGGAAAAUUGCAUCAGAAAUUAUAGUAUUAAGAUGCAUAUGUGAGAAAUACUUAUGAUUGAGAACUUUGGUAUUGCAUUCAAAAUUAAAAAUGAAUACUGUAUUUUCAAGUCAGGCAGUGGUCACGAUGAACUGUAAACGUAUUUCAAUUAUUUGCAUGUUCAUUGUAUUUUACAAUAAUUCCAUUUGCACCAUUGUUUUGGUAUGAACAUUAAUUAUAGCACGUAGCUGAUUAUUUUCUAGCUUCGGUUGAUAUAUUUUUAGAUUCGCUUGUAAGAAUCGCUUGCAGGGUACACACCACACUGUAAUCUUUUCCGAAAAACAAAACAAAAAUCAUACAUGUAAUGUUUAUAUUGUCAGAUAUUAUUUGUAUAAAAGUCCACAGAUCUGUGGUACAGAUAAGCUAACGAAAGAUACAUUUGUAAAGUUUUAGCUGACAAUAAAGUGAAACUUUUAAUAUACUGUAGUACGUCAUACACCAACGCCAACAGCCUAGAUUUUUAAAAACAAGGAAACUUGGAUCAGAAAUGAUAGUAUUAAGAUGCAUGUGUGAGGAACAUGGAGGAUAAUAUUCAAGUACAUGUAAAAUAUUACUAUACGUUCUGUAGCAAAUUAAAAAGUUCGUUUGACUUACAAUGUAAA
Messenger RNA from Anneissia japonica, 4466 nucleotides. RefSeq lists its product as uncharacterized. The record is from RefSeq and is a predicted model, not a curated record. Gene Ontology annotation, molecular function: flavin adenine dinucleotide binding; oxidoreductase activity, acting on CH-OH group of donors. Lineage: Eukaryota; Metazoa; Echinodermata; Crinoidea; Comatulida; Comatulidae. Bases 195 to 3434 code for a protein of 1079 amino acids. The transcript is spliced from 3 exons.